Cololabis saira (Pacific saury) is the source of this 4063-nucleotide messenger RNA. It is a transcript of the gene brsk2a, whose product is annotated as BR serine/threonine kinase 2a. Gene Ontology annotation, molecular function: tau-protein kinase activity; ATP binding; protein serine/threonine kinase activity. Lineage: Eukaryota; Metazoa; Chordata; Actinopteri; Beloniformes; Belonidae. Gene Ontology annotation, cellular component: cytoplasm. The coding region runs from base 231 to 3077 and encodes 948 amino acids. The record is from RefSeq and is a predicted model, not a curated record. Gene Ontology annotation, biological process: microtubule cytoskeleton organization; intracellular signal transduction; protein phosphorylation. The transcript has 21 exons.
GCACUUGCGACUCGUCUGCGGCGAUAGGAAAGAAGAGGAGAGAGACAGAGAGCCUCACCUCCUCAAACAGCGAGUGAGGUAGGGAAAAAAAGAGACGGAACAGCCCUAAGGAAGAGAGGAAGCCGUGGAGUUAACGGAGAGGCAGCGUGCGGCUCGGAGCUCCAGCGAGGAGUGCUUUUUAUUUUGCGUGCGCUUUAUUAUAAAGUGUCUGAUAUCCACACAGAUUCGACAUGUCAUCGUCCGGCAAAGACAACAGCGGUGCCCAGCACGCCAAUUACGUGGGACCUUACCGCUUGGAGAAGACGCUGGGGAAAGGACAGACAGGGCUGGUCAAGCUCGGAGUCCACUGUGUAACAUGCCAGAAAGUCGCCAUAAAGAUUGUGAACCGUGAGAAGCUCAGCGAGUCAGUACUAAUGAAGGUGGAGCGAGAAAUAGCUAUACUGAAGCUCAUAGAACACCCGCAUGUUUUAAAGCUACAUGAUGUCUACGAAAAUAAAAAAUACUUGUACCUUGUGCUAGAACAUGUGUCUGGUGGUGAACUGUUUGAUUACUUGGUGAAGAAAGGCCGGUUAACGCCUAAAGAAGCCAGGAAAUUCUUCAGACAAAUCAUGUCUGCUCUGGAUUUUUGCCACAGUCAUUCUAUAUGUCACAGGGAUUUAAAGCCAGAGAACCUCUUGUUAGAUGAAAAGAACAACAUCAGGAUAGCAGAUUUUGGCAUGGCCUCCCUUCAGGUUGGAGACAGUCUGUUGGAAACCAGCUGUGGAUCUCCACAUUACGCAUGUCCAGAGGUCAUCAGGGGAGAGAAGUAUGAUGGGAGGAAAGCAGACGUCUGGAGCUGCGGGGUUAUUCUUUUUGCUCUUUUGGUGGGUGCCCUGCCGUUUGAUGAUGACAACCUAAGGAAUCUUCUGGAGAAGGUGAAGUUGGGAGUGUUUCAUAUGCCACACUUCAUCCCUCCAGACUGUCAGAACCUCCUCCGCGGCAUGAUUGAAGUGGAUGCCACCAAAAGACUAACGUUAGAACAGAUCCAGAAGCAUACAUGGUACAUGCUGCAGACUGUGGAUUUAAAGGAAGCUCUUUGUAUGGGAGGGGGGAAGAACGAACCAGAACCAGAGCAGCCAGUGCCCAGAAAAGUCACCAUCAGGAGCCUUCCCUCUGCAGACGACAUCGACCCAGACGUACUGGACAGCAUGCACUCCCUGGGCUGCUUCAGAGACAAAAACAAACUUCUGAAAGACCUGCUCUCAGAUGAAGAGAACCAAGAAAAGAUGAUCUACUUCUUGUUACUGGAUCGCAAGGAGAGGUACCCGAGUCAGGAGGACCAGAACCUUCCACCUCGCAAUGAGAUUGAUCCCCCAAAGAAACGGGUGGACUCGCCCAUGUUGAACCGUCAUGGCAAGAGGAGACCAGAGAGGAAGUCCAUGGAGGUUCUCAGUGUCACAGAUGGAGGCUCACCUGUUCCAGCCAGGAGGGCCAUCGACAUGACACAGCACGGACAAAGUAAAUCAGUGUACAGUAAAAGCUUGGAUAUUCCUGACGCCAGAACAAAAUGCAGCAAAGAAGAAAGGUCACGGUCUAUUAGUGGAGCCUCCUCCGGCCUCUCCACCAGCCCGCUUAGCAGCCCACGGCCUGUCAGAAAGUUUUGUGUGCCACCUCAGUCUCCAGACCUGUCCCAGUCCCCUAAUACCAGCCCCUGUCCAUCUCCCGAACCGGUUCUGAAUCGCUCAGGCCCUCAUAUUUCCAGCCCAAACUCGCUGGCUCCAAACAGCGAACCCCUGCCAGGAGCGCUCAACAAGACACAAACACUCCCCGCCAAGCCCAGUAUCGCUCCAAAGCCUCUCCAAGCCACACGAUCAAACCCUCUCCCCGAAGCUUCUCCUGAUCCAGCAUCGGCAGCCAUAUCAGAACCCUCCAGUCCCUGCCAGCCUCCAUCGAAGCCACCCUCUGCCUCUGUGCCUCCAACCCCUACUUCUCCAUCCUCUCCAUCCUCCCCAACCCCCUUUUUCUCCUCCACCUCCAUGACUGGUGCUCCAUUCUCAAACAGCCCCCAGGUACGACGCUCCCAUUACAGUGGAAACCCCCAGCUCUCUGUGCCCUUCAGCCCCGCUGUGCCCCAGUCACCCAUCCGGCUACACCAUUUUCACCCAGUUGCACCAGUCCUUUCUCCAUUAACUGACCACCCACCCAAAUCUAUCCCCCUGAUACAGGUUACCCCUCACCCCUCCCCUAGAGGCAGCCCCCUCCCCACCCCAAAGGGCACUCCGGUGCACACUCCCAAGGACAGCCCAGCUGGGACACCAACUCCAACGCCGCCCCCAAGCCCUUCCAUUGGUGGCAUGCCUUGGAGGACGCGCCUCAACUCCAUCAAGAACAGCUUUUUAGGCUCACCACGCUUCCACCGCAGGAAACUCCAAGUUCCAACACAAGAGGAGAUGUCCAGCCUCACACCAGAGUCUUCCCCAGAACUUGCCAAAAAAUCCUGGUUUGGUAACUUCAUCAGCCUGGAAAAAGAGGAGCAGAUCUUCAUCGUUAUCAGAGACAAGCCUCUCAGCUCGAUCAAAGCGGACAUCGUUCAAGCCUUCCUCUCGAUUCCCAGCCUGAGCCACAGCGUGAUCUCUCAGACCAGUUUCCGAGCAGAGUACAAGUCCACAGCCGGCCCCACAGUCUUCCAGAAGCCGGUCAAAUUUCAGGUGGAUAUCACCUACACGGAGAGCACAGCAGCCACGAAAGAGAACGGCAUCUACUCCGUCACCUUCACCCUGCUCUCAGGUCCAAGUCGGCGUUUUAAACGAGUGGUCGAGACGAUUCAAAGCCAAUUGUUAAGCACACACGAUCAGCCUGGAGUCCAACAGCUGUCAGGCAGCCCAUUGAGUAACUUCUUUGACGUAAUUAAACAACUUUUUUCAGACGAGAAGAACGGACAGGUGCCGUACUCCCCUGGCACGCCCUCCAAGCACUGCCCCUCACCUAUGCACGUCCGGAGGCACGAGUCAGAAAAUAAUGACAUCAAAUUCCCAGCUGCCGGCCGAGACAGAGCCAAGUUGUCGGUGGCAUCUAUUGGGACACUGGAGGAGUCUUAGACUGUGUAGUUGAACCAGUGCGGCACUUUUCCAGCUCCAUCAUGCACCAUUUUUGUAUAAAAUGACUUUAUAUGAUAAAAAUACAUUGACAAAAAUCAAAGAAAUAUUUUACCGACACCAUAUCGCACCUUCAUAGCAGACACCAAGUCCUGUUUUGUCACUCGACCCUUCCAUCUCCCCUCAGUGUCCGUCAUUAACCACCCCUCGACCCUAACCAUAAAAUUGCCAAUGGCGCUUGCUGUUUCUUUUGCUCCUCUGGUGCUGUUAACCUGUGUAAUGACCUGACUUGUUUCUGAUGCCAGGAAUUAUCCAGAAAACCUAUUAAAGUCCCUCCUCCUGCUCCCUGCCUCAUUCGCCCUCCCUUGACCGCCCCUCCACCCCCUCGAGCGUGCCGAGAGAGAGGGACAUUUGUUGAUGGAGGACUGCUUUCAGAGGCGCACUCUGGGGGAGGGAAUUACCAUGGAAACAGACCCUUCAUGCCGACUUCUCCCUUCAUCUUCCUCUACGCCCCUACUCCACCUCUGGCAGCCAUCAGUAGAAGUAGACGAAAAUCCUUCAGUGUUUGCACACAUGUAUACACACACACACACACACUCUAGAUCCCACUCGUCCGUCACCAAUCAACCCAUUUCCUCUCCGAGUUCAAGAAGCAUUUAAUUAUGAGAUAAGCAUUGGUUAAAAACUAUUCAGACUCUACACACAAAAACACAUACAUGCACAAGUCCUGUAUGCACAACAAACUCUGGGAUGUAUUAUCCACGAUGAACAAUACCGGAGAACCAGAAGGCGUGCAGAAAUCUGAGGAGGGAGGACGGGAGAGGAGUUUUGUGGAAAGUCCAAACAGCCGACGCGGACGCUUGCCGGAUUGUAUUUGUUUGCUUUUUAAUGUACUUUCUUUGUGAUGAACUGGGUUUGAAUCGCUGAUUUUACUAGACUUAAUACUAUUGCUGCAAAACAGACUGGAAUUGUGAUUUCAGAGAGGGGGU